This is a messenger RNA of Schizophyllum commune H4-8, 2505 nucleotides long. RefSeq lists its product as uncharacterized. Bases 1 to 2505 code for a protein of 834 amino acids. Gene Ontology annotation, molecular function: protein binding. Lineage: Eukaryota; Fungi; Basidiomycota; Agaricomycetes; Agaricales; Schizophyllaceae. The record is from RefSeq and is a predicted model, not a curated record. The transcript has 13 exons.
AUGUCUCCGACGUGGUUCGCUGCGAUGGCGUUGCCAUCCUUGAGGACAGCCUCUCGGCCUUUGGGUCGGGCUGCCGUCAGCGAGACGCAGGAUAUCAUCACGCAGGUUUGCUUGACGCUGGCGUUGUAUGGGCGAUAUGCUGAUGUCCUCGUCAGUCGCAAACGAGGCAAUGCUUGGAAGCUACUAAGCGCCGUAACGCUGGCAUUCAUCGCCUCAUCCAUCGGAGCUGCUACUCAGAUGCUUGCAUUUGUGACUCAAUGUCCACUGAUUGACCUCUUCCCGACCGAUCCGAGGACUAUGGCCUAUCGCCUCGCUGUCCUGCACGUCGUGAGCUGCCGCAUCAACUACGUGCUCAGCGACGCGCUCCUGGUCUGGCGGGCCUGGGUACUGUGGCACGACCAGCGCGUCGUUCACGGACUGCUUGCCUUCUGUUUGGUUCUGAGCGCGAUCGGCGUCGUUUACGAGACCGCAUCCCUGCCUUCGCGCAUCUGGAGCAAUGACCUGCGCUCAACCCUGAUUAUCAACCUUCCCCUAUUGUUCACGAACGUGGUGGCUACAGCGCUCGUCGGACUACGCGUGUGGUUUUACCGACGUGAAGUUGCCGCUUUCAUUAGCCCGAUGCCAGUGUCCACUGGCACGCAUAUCGGAGGCGUGCUUAUGCUGCUGUUCGAAGCUGGCGCCGUGUACUGCGUCAUUUCCGUCGUCAACUUGGCCAUCGACAUCUCCGCCUCCUCAGGCUCCUCAUCUACGCCUGUCGUCUUCACAAACGCCAUGUUCCUGAUUGCGGGAAUUUACCCCACCCUCAUCGUAGUUGCGGUGACGGCGCAACAGCAUGCCGCCGCGAAGGCAACGAUGAGGAGCCCGGGUAGCUUCUUGGAGUCGAUGCACUUUGCGGCGCUCUCACAUUUCCCACUAGCGACGGCCAUCUUGGCAAAGAUCGAGAAGCGUGUGAUCAAAGUGAUAGAGCAGCAAUCUAACGAGCCUUCAAAGCUCAAGGGAGCAAUUUUGCGCUUUCGAGGCUUCCACAAUGUCCUCGCGCGGAUUCUGCUCAUCAUCUGCGCUGGAGACAUGCUUCGUGAGACUCGCGCACGGGCGCAUAUUAUAUGUCUAUCCGAGCGUAUCAAAGGAUCAAUCUGGCGUCCCAAUGCGAGUGGCCACGCCGCAGUCCAGAAGGCAGAUGCCGAGCCGCGUACUAGGGUGUCACGCUCGCCUUCCCUGGAAUCAGUCGGCAGCCUACAGUCGCUAGCAAGCAUGCAGUCUGCCGAGAGUAUCAACUCCUUCCUCAGCUCGGAAUCUCUCGACGAGCGGGGCGCCAAACCCUCAGAUCACGAAAAUCUGAACGACAUCGACAUGGGACGAACCAUCACCAGCAUCCCCAUCCCCGCGCCUUCGGCUUCUGACAGCGGCCAGGGCGCCGGCGAUCCUUCCUCAAAAAUCGGCGACUGGGUGAACACGUGUAACGAUGAACGUGAUGCUUCUGCAGCGACCAGUCCAUCCUCGAGACUCGCUGUAAAGCCAACUCUCUUGAACACUAAGAAGCACAACCGCUUCUACAUGGAUCCGAGGACCAUUCAGCUCGUGCUCGACGAUGGUACCCUCUAUCGCGUCUUCCGCCAGUCGCUCGAGGAGCAUUCCUCCGCGUUUGCAACGCAGUACCUCGCAAACUGCUCGGAGGACGAACCCAUCAAGCUUUCCGGCGUGUCUUCAGUCGAUCUCGACAGGUUUCUUUCGUUGAUGUAUCCGAGCGAACUCGCCACCUGCGAGCUUUCUACCGCCGACGAGUGGAUCUCCGUCCUACGCCUCGCGCACAAGUGGUCCUUUCCUGCCAUAUGCUCGCGCGCCAUCCGAGAAAUCAAAGUCGUCGGCACCGCUGUCGACCGAAUUGCAUCGGCUAGGGAGUUCGACGACCUCGACGAACUGCAGGAGUGGCUGCUUCCAGCGUUCACGGAGGCGUGCAGCGCUUCCGAUUGGCUUCAGACAACGACUUUGGGUGAUGCGGAGCGUCUUGGAGCGUGUACGCUCUUGCAUAUUGCACGUAUCAGGGAAGACGCACGCCGGACGAAGAAAAAGCUGGAUAGUCGCGCCAUUGAGCGGGCUAUCGUCGCGGCAGGACUGGCGCCUGCACCGCCGAUGGAGACCUGUAUGGAGCCAUCAGCGCCGCCAGCGAAUGUCACUCUGGCUAACCCGCCUGCCUCUGCACCUUUCGAAAUCCCCUCUGCCCCUUGUGUCGUCUUGAAGCCCACCACCACUCAUGACUCUCAGGGAACCAAAAGUGCAUCCCCUCCAUUCGCUCCUGUGGAUACUCCGAGCGUCAACCCGGCUGCACCGACUCCGCAGCGCCUCGACCCGUUUCUCCUGCAAUUGGUGGCCAAGCAGGGUCCGCUAAGCCACCAUCGCCCGUCGCCCCUCUCCCGGUGGUUGCUAACUACCCAUGCCUACCGCGUGUACCGAACGCUACAGAGCCUCAAUGCGCUCCAUCGGCUGCAGCCGUACCAAAGACCGUGA